Messenger RNA from Musa acuminata AAA Group (dessert banana), 2400 nucleotides. Its product is annotated as formin-like protein 20. Gene Ontology annotation, biological process: actin filament polymerization. The transcript has a single exon. Bases 293 to 2041 code for a protein of 582 amino acids. The record is from RefSeq and is a predicted model, not a curated record. Lineage: Eukaryota; Viridiplantae; Streptophyta; Magnoliopsida; Zingiberales; Musaceae. Gene Ontology annotation, cellular component: actin filament.
AUAGUUAAUGAUUACUCGAACUUGCUUCGCUUUGGCAGAUAAACAAUGGAACAGUUGGCUACUACUAAGACUGUGUUGGGGACGAACAGCUGUAGAAGAGUUCGUAAUCGGCAGCAUCUGCUUUAACCUUAAGAUACAUCACAGGGCAGCCUCUCCCCACUGGUUAUCCCAAGUGCCCGUGAUACGAGAACAGAGAAAGCAGAGGAGCAUCAAGAAAGCCAAGACCCACCAGGAACAAAGCUUUGCAUCAGAGCAAAAGGAGCCAAUUUGAGCUGUCUACAGAUUUAUAGCGAUGGGAAGAGAAAGAGAUGAGUCUUCUUCCUCCUCUGGGAUUCCGCCAUGGGGUUUGCUAGUGUUGCUCGCCAUCUUCAUUCUUCUCUUCCUGCCUUCCUUCCUCUCUGCCUCGUUUCGUGGCUUCCGACCGACGGCCAUCAAGAGCGGUUGGGAUACCGUCAACUUCGUCCUCGUCCUCUUCGCCAUCCUGUGCGGCGUCCUCGGCCGCUGGAAUGCCGGUGAUGAUGCCGACAGUACCCCCUCUGCCUCCUCCCCUAACCAGUGGUUCACCAACCAAGCGGCCCAGGUGAGCUACCCUGAUCCCGCUGCGGCGGACCAUGCGGCGGGGAUUCGUCGGAUGAGGAACAGCAGCUCCUACCCGGACCUGAGGCAGGAGGCGGCGUGGGGCGGCCCCUCGGUCGCUGAAGGGUGGCGGUGCUACGAUGACAUCCAGCUUUAUCGUCGGAAGCCGGACUCGCGCGGUUGGGAAAGGCAUAGCUUCCGGGAGCAGGAGGCCAAGACCAUUCCGGUGGAUACGUUUGUUAUCCGGCGGAGCCCUUCGCCGGGAUUGAGAUCUCCGCCGAGUCCGCCGCCGCUGGCUGCGGCACAGCGGCUGCCGAGGAGGAGGAGCAUGCACAAGCUUCCGGAGAGUGUGGCAGAAAAAGAUGCGAUCUUUGAAUCCGGAAAGCCCCAGCCGCAGUCUCCGCCGCCGACAGCGCAAACGCGGCAUCGGCUUCGGAGAGGCAGGAGCCUCGAGAAGCUUCCGGCGAGGGAGGUGGAGCGAGACACGAACCAUGAAACGCGGCAUCGGAGAAGGAGGUCCCUCGAGGAUCUUCCGAAUUGGGAGGUGGAGCAAGAUUGGAGCUUGGGACCACAGAGGUCCAACCGGCCACCUCGGGCGCCUCCACCACCCCCGCCACCGCUGCCGCCUCCACCUUCUCACGAGAAGAAUAGCCAUAAAAAGAAGAACGGAGGAGGAGCAAAGGACAUCGCCGCCGCUAUCGCUUCAUUCUACCAGAAGAAGAAGAAGAAAGGGAGCAAGACAAAGAGGAACCAUAGCGACAUUUCGCUUUACUUCGAGACUUCCUCUUCUCCGCCACCUCCGCCGCCGCCGCCGCCACCUCCGUCUUCUUCUGUCUUUCACAGUCUUUUUUCUCACAAGAAAAGCAAGAACCGAAGGAUCCACUCCCUCUCGGCAUCUCCUCCGCCUCCUCCUCCUCCGCCACCACCACCCCUUUCUUCAACCCGACGUUCCAAGAAACAAACCUCUUCACCUCCCUCGCCACCACCUCCUCCACCAACCCGACGAUCCGAAAAGCAAGUGUUAUUGCCUCCCCCACCGCCUCCUCCUGCUCCACGGGGUAACCUCUACAAAAAGAAAGCAACAUGCAACCAUUCUGACUUCCCAUUCCCUCCUCCAUCUCCCUUAAAUCCACCACCGUCGCCACCGCCACCGCCGCCGGCUGCGGCAUCUGUUUCUCAAGAGGAGGUGGCAAAGAGCAAAAGCAAGAGAUUCGGAGGAGCCAACGCGACCGUCGGGGAAAGAGGAGCGGUGGAGGGGACGGCGGUGUUCUGCCCGAGCCCCGACGUCAACAACAAGGCGGACCUUUUCAUUGCCCGAUUCCGCGCGGGUCUGAAGCUCGAGAAGCUGAACUCCAUCCGGGAGAAGCACCAGCAGCAGGAGCAGCAACAGCAAGAAGAGGAGUUCAUGGUGAUCGGAAGCCUCUUCGAUGAUGAUGAUGAUGAUGAUUGCCUCAUCUCAAGCUAAGCGUCGGUGCCGCUCCGGCUGCCACCACCGGAAGGACCAAAAUCGAAUCUUUUACCAUCAAAAUCUUAUCUCAUUCUUUAACCUUUUUUUUUUGUCUGAUGGAUAUUAUUAUUACAAGAAUUCUUGGAUGUGAUUUAUUUUGUUUAUGGAGAAGCAAGCGAGAACAGUGGAAGCUCGAUCUGUGGGUUUCGUUCGAUUUGUAUGUAUUGGUAAACUAUAUAGUACAUUGUGAACGAAGAGUGAUCAAAAUAAAGAAAGAGUGAGAGAAAGAAAAGCCUGUGCCUGUGUUUUUGUUGGCGGGCUUCUGCACGCUUGAUUUGAUUCGAUUGUAUCGAAAAUAAAGUGUUUAGUUGUCACGA